AUGGCUUCUUCAGACCAAACAGCUAGCAUUUUCGACAAUAUUCAAAGCAAACUGUGCUCUCGAUGUGCAACGCGCAAGACGCUGGGAGAAUUUGUCCGGUUCCAUGGAAGCCGAGAGAAAGAGUUCGCUAUAUGUAACAGUUGUUCACAAAAGAAAAAGGGAAAAAGACCUUUGAAAUCUAAUGAAGACGAUGAGACCCGACCCGAAAAUGCUCUUGAUGAAAACAGCGAGCUGGAAGAAGACAUCAAUAAUAAUGAAGACGAUGUUAUAUACGAAUUAGCUGAAUUAGAAGAAAUAUUUGCUAGAUAUUUUACGAACAUCGAAGAAACCACAGAAGUAAAUUUCUCAAAAACGUUCGAACUUGAAGAUGAAUUAAUCGAUAAUUUCAAUGCCGAUGGCGAUACUACGGAAGAAGACAAAUUCCGUAACAUAAUCUGUUUUUUCCUCUUACCGAUUGAAGCUGAAUCUCGCUAUUAUUGGGAGAUUAGAAAACUUUAUUGUCAUCAAAAUAAUACUGGUCAAGCAACAGUAUAUCUUGGCUGCGCUCAAAGAAUGGAUCGAAAAUCUACGCGUCCGGAAAGUCGACCGACGAAGAGAAUAAGCGAAGCAAGACCUCCGAUCGAAAGAUAUUCGUGUAAGGGAAAGAUUACGAUUACUAUUGAUAUCAACAUACGUCAAGCAAAAGUUAAGAUCAAACAUUUGAUUUCUCAUAAACGUCCAACGUACCGUGAAAGUAAUUUACCCGAAAAUGCCAUAACAUGGAUAUUCAAUAAUCUCAAUCGAAAUAUCAGAAAAGUCGACAUUUACAAAAGGCUUUGUGAAGAAGGACUUGUUGAUUCGACAAUACACACCUAUCGUCAAGUGUAUUAUUGGGCUUCAAAAUUUUCCGCUCAACAAUAUGUUUCCAACGCCUCCAAUCAACUCAUAUCGUCUCUAAAUUUUUUAAAGCAAAAUGAAUUAAUUGACGAGGGAUACAAAGUAAUGCUAUAUGUCGAAAACGAUUUUGUGCGCGCGCUUGGAUUUCUUACACCAUUUAAUGGUCAAAUUCGGAGAGAGGAUAUUAAUGAAAUUGUGAUAGAUUCUACCUUCAAGACCAAUCAAGAAAAGUUUGAACUAUUUACAGUGAUAGUAAACUGGGGUGGUUAUGGAGUUCCACUUGCAUAUCUAUAUGUUGAUAC
Messenger RNA from Paraglomus occultum, 1178 nucleotides. Lineage: Eukaryota; Fungi; Glomeromycota; Glomeromycetes; Paraglomerales; Paraglomeraceae. The record is from the annotation of a GenBank genome assembly.